AUGUCUUCACCUGAAAAACAAGUUGAAAACGAUGAAAAUAUUCCAAGUCAACUAACGGAAUCUAAAACCCCUCAACAAGCUCGACAGGGUAAAAGAGUUCCCAUUGAGAGUCCAUAUUCAUGGGCUACACCAUCACACAGGAAACCAUUAAAACAGUCACGUCAGCCUGUAUUUGUCGCAGAUGUUAAUCUAGAGCAAACUUUCGUUGAGCAAGAUACUAUUAUGAUGUUUCAAAGAAAUGCAACUUUCAAUGAAUCUAGUGACUACGGAAAUGUUUCUCAAACUGAGCCUGCCAAUGAUUCUAAUGAGAAACCUUUUCUUUUUUCUUUGAAUCGGGAAGAUGAAUCUCAAUCUUCAUACACAGAACCUUCUGAAUUCGAUGCUAUACCUGAAGAAACUGAUUCUUCUGAAUCAGAUGGUUUCAAAAGAAAAUCUUUGGCCCAUGAGACUAAGUCUGUGACAGCCGAAGGAGGAGAUAUGGUUGAAAACACUGAAGAUCCUCACGAUGUUCAACCUUCAACACCCUCAGAUCUGAAAACUGAUCAAUUAAUAAUUACCAAUUCUUGUGAAUUGGAAAAGGAUGUAUACACUUCACUAGAAAUUUCUGGCGAGCUUCAGGGUAACAGCUUAGCUGCCGAGCUGGACGCUGUUGCUAUUUCUGAACCCGUCGUGAGUGUAUCAGUUGAUUGUAUCGAAGCUAAGCUGACAAAUGAUGAUGAAUCAGAGGAGGCUGAAAACAACUGUGCGAAGGAGACUACUGAGCAUAUUCUUGAAGAAGCUGGCGGUUCUUGCCAUGCUGAAGAUUGUGACGUUGGGCACAAUGCUCUUGCCGAAGUUGCAGAGAGUAAUGACUGCAAUGAUGUUAAAGGAGCUGAUGAAACUGUCGAAGAAGAAUAUUCGAGCUCACACUGCUCAAGUGAUGCGGUAAAGACUGUAACAGAUUGUUUGGAAUCUAUUCCAUUAUGUGAAAAUGUUUCGAUUCCUAUAACAAACAGCGACAAUGAGGCUUCACAGUUGACUGAAGAAAUGGAGAGUACCAGUAGGGAAUACUGUUCGGUUACUCAACCAGAUGCUGCAUUUUCUGUUGUUGCUGAAGGCGUACCAGAAUUUGGAGAAUCCUUAGCUGCCGAGAUUAAUGAUGUUGAGCUACAGUGCGAGGUUGAAUCUGAAAGCUCUUCAGUAGAUCAGGCAGAGUUAGCAUCUUCUGAAAGUGCUACUAGCUUACAAGUUGAAAUUGACAACACUGAUAGGGAACUUGAUAUUGACAUGGGUGAAGAAAAACCUUCAAGUUUGCAAUCUGAAAUAGAAUCUUCCGAUUCGGCAGCAAACUUAUCAUCUGAAGAAAUGGACGAGCCAACCAACGUUCCUGCAGAAUCAAACCAAACUGCCGAAGAAACAUUUGCAACGAAUGUAACAGCUGAUUACGCGGAAUCAACGUCUAACACUGAUCGUCAAGUAUGUUGGGAAACCUUCAAUGUGUCUACGUCUAACACUGUUCAGACUGUGCAGAAUCAGAAUCGUAAAUCGUUUGCUGAUAUUUCGGUCAUAAAGCCUGACAAUGAUGUUAAUGAAUCGGUAGGGUCAGAAGAUCGUGAUCAGUUCGAUGAGAAUCGAGUUCUGCAAGCGUACACAACUCCUGUCAAAGGUCAGUUCUCGGAUUCGAUGGUUGAGUUUGUAAUGUUAGAAAACAACUUUUCUUUGGAAACUGAGCAAGAAUUGAAGAGCCAAUUGUCAAAAAUGAAAGCGUCUAUGAAAGAAUUGAACGAGCAAGUUGAAUCGCUCACGAGUGAGAACCACGAUCUGAAGAAUAAACUUAACCUGGAAGCAUUAACUGGUGAUGUAAAUAAUCAAACUUGUGAACUAACACAAACUAACGUUCCUCUUCUUGAAAAGAUUUCUGAAUUGGAAAGUGUAAUCCAGUGCUUGAGACAGGAACACAAUCAUGAGAUAUGUUUUGACUUUUCAAUAAUUAACUUUUUCUAUCUUCAAGUGGAGAAUGUAACAUCUAAACUGAUUAAUACUACCAAGGAACUAGACUCACUACGAUUCGAUAACAGAAGAAAUGACAGCAGUAUUGAAUUGGAAAGAGCUGCUGAUCUAGAACGCAUGUUAGAUGAGAUGAGGACGAAAAAUGAAGAAUUGCAAAAACUUGAUUCUGCGAAAAAUCUGUUGAUGAUCGAUUUGGAGAACUCUCUUGCAGAAAGCAAGAGUGAGUUAGUUCUCAUGAAAGAACGUUUGGACUCUGACACAGGAUUUUUAACGGACACUUUACAACAGAAAAAACAGCAAAUUUCUUCACUCCAGAAGGAAAUUGAAGAUUGUCGUUCCAAGGUUUCUGAAUCAGAAACUGUCUUCGACGAACUCAGUUGUAUUUUGAGCGGAAAUGUGGAUUCUGAAGACCACUCAGAGGAAAAAUCUUUCGAACUGAAAUGCCAGCUUCUAAAGUCUCAAGUUCUACUCUUACAGGAAACAUCACUAGAGUUAAAGAAAACAGGCAAUGAAAACGCCGAGCGUGUAUCGGAAACCCAGAGUAAUGUAGAAGUUCUGAAGAAUGAACUAGAAUCUGUCAAAGCGUUACUGACCACAACUCAAGAAAAGUUCGAAGAAGAGAAGAGAACUUACGUGGAAUGUAAUAACACCAGUCAGAAACAAAUAGAAGAGUUGACCUCAAAUAUUGAAUCGUUAAAAACAUCUGUUGAUGAUUUGUUAGCAUUGAAGUCUGAAUUGGAACUGAAAUUGGUCAAUUUGGAGCAAGAAUUAUCAGAAGCUCGGCUGAUCAGCACUCAACAUCAGGAAGAAUUGUCAAAAACUGUAAAGCAAUGCGACGAUUUGAGAGCAGAAGUCGAAACCAAGAGUCAUGAAGUAGUGGAGUUGCUAGCUAAGGAUAGUUCUUCAACAGGACUUGUCGAAGAUCUAAGAUCGGAACUUAGAGCAAAGGAAGCUGACUAUUCCGAAAAAAUCGAGCUACUAAACAGUGAAUGUGUUCUAAAAGAGAACGCCUCUACAGAAGAGAUCUCUAGAUUGAAGUCUGAGCUUGAGUCUAAAGAGUCUUUAUCUGUCGAGGUUGAGCAGCUGAAAAUGGAAUUAGAGACUAAAAGCAGAAAGUUGGAAGAGCAAACGGAAUCUCUGAAAAGUGCAGAAUCAUUGAGGAUAGAGGUUGAAAACAUCAAGUUGGUUGCCUCAUCUCUAGAGGAGGAGAAAAUGACCAUGAAGUCUCAAAUAGAUUUAUUGGAAGGUGAUCUUGCUCGAGAUAAUCAGGAAAUAGCUGAGCUGAGAAACAACAACGUGCGAAUCACUGAAGAAUUGGAUGACUUGAAAGAGAAGAAUCAGAAAUCAGCAUCUGUUUUGAAACUCAAAGAGCAAGAGCUAGCUGAAACAGUUCCCAAACUGAGAAAAGAACUGACUGAUUUGACUGUAAUAGUAGUUGAACUGGAAACGAAACUGGUUGAGUCUAUGGCUAAGAGUACCUCCCUUGAAGACGAAGUCAUCAAGAUAAAAGAAGAUUCGGUCAAGCAAGAAGCUGAACUCGAAGAGAAGCUGUUGGAAUCGAGAAGAAAAGUCUCUGAGUUGGAAUGUGAGCUCAACAAAGCUAAUGUGAUGAUAUCUGAAAUGACUGAUAAAGCAACACUCGAAAGAAAGGCUAACGAAGACAUUCAGUCCGGAUUCGAGUCUCUAAAAACAGAAUUAGAAGAAAAAUUGGAAAUCAUCAGCCAAAAUCAAAAAGAAAUUGAUAGGCUCGGCUCUGUUGAACAGGAAGCAAAGAAACAACUACAAGAAAGUAAUGAACGAUUUACUGAGAUUGAGGAGUUCUACGAGAGAGCUAGAAACGAAAUUACACAACUCAAAACAGACUUGGUGGAUGAAACGAAGAAGUCUGUCAGUAUUGCUCAGGAGUUUGAAAAAUUCCGUCUGAACUUUGAAGAGCUGAAAGAGGAUCUUCGUAUGAAAGAAGAAAAGCUGAAAGAAUUAGAAACUAACAAAAACGAGGAAACUGGAAUGAGAACUGAGCUCGAUAGUGUCAGAGCCCAACUCACGACUGCUCAAAACACAAUUGCACAGUUUGAAGCUAUCGUUCAAAAAGGAGAGCUAGAGUUCAAUAAGUUAUUGCAAGAGAAAUCUUCUCUUGAAGCAACUGUUGUUUCGCUAAAAGCGGAAAACCUGCUCCAAUCAGAGAGCAUCAGCCAGCUCCAAGAAGAGACUUCACGUCUUCUAUCUGCAGUCAAUGAUAAUUCAAAACUCGAAGAAAAAAAUAAAAUCAUCGCUUCAUUAUCUACGGAGAAGAUCCAGUUGGAAGAAAAGAUUGAAUCAAUCACCAAAGAACUAGAGAAAAUAGAGAAUAAUCUGACCUCACUUACGGUUGAUUUCACAAAUGAGAAAAGCAAAGCUGAAAGUUUGAUGGAGGAGGUAAACGAGUUAAGAAGUGAAAAAGCUUCUCUUCAAAGAGCUCACCAACCCGCUACUUUGACUGUUGAUAUCAAUACAUUGACGGUAGAACUGCAAGAGACCAAACGAAGAGUGGCUGAGUUAGAAGAGAAGUCUUCUAGUCAGGAUAAUGAGGUCGAAAGGUUAUACAAGAUGUGCGAUGAGUUUGACGACAUUGAAUCAGAGUUAAAGCAGACGAUCGCUGAGCAAGAUGAAGAAAUCCUCGCUCUCAAAAAGAAGUGUGGAGAUUCACCACCAGAUCAAUCUGGUGGUCUUUUGGAUGUUCUGAAGAAAGGUGUUAAGCCACUCACUCCUAAUACAUCGGCAAGCCAACCAGUGGCAAACAUUGCUACGCCUGAUGACGAAGAUGAUGAUAUGGAAGAAGGCGAAGGUUUUUCUUCAGCCCCAUCAUCUCCAACAAAGAAAGGCACUGACAACAAUAUCACGAUGAGCACAACGAUGAGCUCUACUAUGUACAAACGGAUUCAUAACGACCAAACAAUAAAGAGUCCUGCCAAGGAUGUUAAUUCUAGCCGCUGUGCACAACAAUAA
Molecule: messenger RNA, 4974 nt
Organism: Auanema sp. JU1783
Lineage: Eukaryota; Metazoa; Nematoda; Chromadorea; Rhabditida; Rhabditidae
Source: the annotation of a GenBank genome assembly